Molecule: messenger RNA, 906 nt
Organism: Kwoniella shivajii
Lineage: Eukaryota; Fungi; Basidiomycota; Tremellomycetes; Tremellales; Cryptococcaceae
Exons: 5
Coding region: 1-906 (301 amino acids)
Biological process (GO): nucleolar large rRNA transcription by RNA polymerase I; transcription initiation at RNA polymerase I promoter
Cellular component (GO): RNA polymerase I core factor complex
Molecular function (GO): TBP-class protein binding; RNA polymerase I general transcription initiation factor activity; RNA polymerase I core promoter sequence-specific DNA binding
Source: RefSeq, a predicted model, not a curated record
AUGCCUCUUAACAAUCACUUGGAUAUAAGCCCAAAUGAUAUAAACAUAUAUCAAAACCAACAUGCUUCAAUAAGGAAAAGAUGGAUUCAAAAUAUCAUCGAUUUAUUGCACUCUUGUCUGUUGAAAGGUGAUAUCGAAAGAGCUAAAAGAGCUUGGGCAAUCUUGGUAAGAUGCCGUGAAGUCAACUGGAAAUCAAGAUGGUAUUGGGGAUUACUGAUUCUUUCGUCUACGAACGAUGAUUCAUCGUAUCGCAAUGAGACUGGGUCCGGAUCUAGAUUUGACCAAAGUCAACGGUCAACCUUUUCUCACGGAUACCAAGGGAAAGAAGUUGAGAGAUGGUUGAAUGCUUUAAGAGUAUCAGCAAGAGAAGAGGAUAAACCAUCACUUCUGCAUGCUCUGGUAUUGCAUCUGAUCAAGUACGGUCAAUAUCGACACGCCUACGAUCACCUUGAGACUUAUCUCCCUUCAUAUCCCUAUUUGCUUUCAGGACCACUCCAUACCUACGCCGGUUUAUUGGCGUUCUAUCUCGCUCAACCUAUUUCAUCAAGAGCCGAAUCAAGUCAACAAAAGGCCAAUGACAAUGAUCAGUCUUCUUCAAGAGGAAGUUCACCUUCUCAAUCGCUCGAUUCACGACCUCCAGAUGUAGCUGGUAUCAGACAAGCAAGAGGUUGGUUUUCUAAAGCUUUAGCUAUAGAUGAGAAUGAUGAAGUCGCUAAACAGUUCAUCAAUCUGAUUGAUAAUCCCCAUGACAAGGAUGGCGUCUCAGAUGACUCUGAUGAAGAACUGGAGAAAAUUGAUGAAAACAGUAUGGAAGAAAUCAGCGAAGAAGACGAAGAAAAGUCAACUUCAGAAGAUGAGGAAGAAAAAGGUAGCAUGUCUGGUAGUGAAGGAGAUUGGUAUCAAUGA